AACCCCAUCAUUCCCUCCCUCAGCCCCUCCCCCUCCUCCUCCGCCAUGCCCCGACCCUGCUCCCCCCCUCCCCCUCCCUCCUCCUCCUCCUGCUCCUCCUCCUCCUCGCUGUUGCACGUGGAGUUCCCGCAGGUGCCGCCGGCGCUGCUCUCCAACCUGAACCAGCAGCGCCUGGAGGGGAAGCUCUGUGACGUCUCCAUUCACGUGCAGGGCCGCGAGUUCCGCGCGCACCGCGCCGUGCUGGCCGCGUCCUCGCCCUUCUUCCACGACCAGCUGUUCCUGAAGAACCUGGACUCCAUCGAGCUGCCCGGCGUCAUGGACCCCGCGGCCUUCGCGCUGGUGCUGGGCUGUGCCUACACCGGGCGCCUGUCCAUGGCCCGCGGGGACCUGCUCAGCUUCCUGACGGUGGGCAGCGUGCUGCAGAUGUGGCACAUCGUGGACAAGUGCACCGAGCUGCUGCGGGAGGGCCGCGCCGCCGAGCCGCCUGCUUCCUCCUCGUCCUCAUCAUCCUCAUCGUCUUCAUCAUCAACAUCCUCCUCUUCCUCCUCCUCCUCGCGGCUGCUCUCCAGCCGCGCCAGCGACAGCCAAUCCCCCAGCAGCACCAAUGCGCUGCUCCCGGCGCCGCUGCCCGAGCUCCCGGUGGGGAAAGCGGGCAGCGAGGAGGAGGAGGAGGAGGAGGAGGAGGGCAGCGAGGAAGGGCCCCGGGCUCUGCCCCAUAAACCCUGGGUUUUGGUCAAGCGCCAGUGGCUGCAGGAGGACCUGGUGCUCACCUGCGAGGAGGAUGAGGAGCCUGUGGGAGGGGAGUGCCGGGAAAAUCCAGGAAUUCCUGGCGGGAAUGAAUCCGCCCGAAUCGUGAAUCCUGGAGCCGCCCGCAGAGCACCCCGCGCGGCUGGGGCGGGUCCCGGCCCCUCGCAGCCCUCACCUGCCGCCCAGGUGAGCUCGUGUGGCUCAGCCAAGGUGUUCGUGUGCCACUGCGGGAAGGCGUUCUCGCACCGCAGCAUGCGCGAGCGGCACGUGAACAUGCACCUGGACCUGCGGCCCUUCACCUGCGCGCAGUGCCGCAAGCGCUUCAAGAUGAAACAUCACCUGACGGAGCACAUGAAAACCCACACCGGGCUGCGGCCCUACACCUGCAGCACCUGCGAGCGCACCUUCAUGUGGAGGGACAGCUUCGUCAGGCACCGGGGCACCUGUGCGGGGACAGCUGGCACACCUGAGUGA
Molecule: messenger RNA, 1221 nt
Organism: Vidua macroura (Pin-tailed whydah)
Lineage: Eukaryota; Metazoa; Chordata; Aves; Passeriformes; Viduidae
Gene: ZBTB22
Product: zinc finger and BTB domain containing 22
Exons: 3
Coding region: 46-1221 (391 amino acids)
Biological process (GO): regulation of transcription by RNA polymerase II
Molecular function (GO): DNA-binding transcription factor activity, RNA polymerase II-specific; protein binding; RNA polymerase II cis-regulatory region sequence-specific DNA binding
Source: RefSeq, a predicted model, not a curated record